This is a messenger RNA of Equus quagga, 4234 nucleotides long. RefSeq names its product phosphatidylserine decarboxylase (gene PISD). Gene Ontology annotation, cellular component: mitochondrion. The record is from RefSeq and is a predicted model, not a curated record. The transcript has 8 exons. Gene Ontology annotation, molecular function: phosphatidylserine decarboxylase activity. Bases 2264 to 3388 code for a protein of 374 amino acids. Lineage: Eukaryota; Metazoa; Chordata; Mammalia; Perissodactyla; Equidae. Gene Ontology annotation, biological process: phosphatidylethanolamine biosynthetic process.
UUAAGGACCCAGAGUGGCCGGAAGGGACUUCAUUCCGUGUGGGAAAGUAAACUUACCAAAGGGUUUUUUGUUUUUCCCAGAAGUCAUUUCUUAACUAUUGUCUAGAAUCAGAAGGCAUUUCCCUACUGAAACAUACAUGGCUGAGGUCAGGUUAGAAGGCAGGGAGGGCUAAUUUCAGGGCAGACCCAUGGUCGGGUUUAUGCGUUUUCUAAAUGCCAAUCUGCCUGAGAGGCUUAGAAUAGUUUUAAAGGAACCCUGGUAGACGCGGAGCAGCCCUGUUGCUCAUUUUACAGGGAGAGUGUUGAUGCUCCAGAGGCUGCUCAGCAAAUGAGAACCUGGGCUUUUGAUCCACACCCUCACCCCCAACCCCGGUCUACCUUGGGAUAGGUUUAUUCUAUACUCAGGGGACCCGUGGGGCCUCAUCUGGAAGUACUGGAGGCUUUGGGGAAGUCAGGAUGGUCUUCUGGGAUUUAGUGUUGCUAGGAUCCUGUGUCAGCAUCUUUAACUCCUUUUUAUCCCAUCUCACUUGGCGAUUGCUUGGAGGUUAGAAGAGGACUGCCGUCCCACAGGGGCUGAGAAUGCUGUGGGCCCAGGCUAGGCGACAGACAGUGAGGCGCAGGCUGCAUGUCAGGGCUUCACCAGCCCCGUGGAAGAACCUGAGCCCCUUAGGGCUGGAACUCUGCUAGCUCACCCCUGCCUCCCUGUUCCUACUGGUGCAUUGUAGGUGUCGAAUAUCAUGGAAGUGCAAGAGGUAGGACCCCACCCAUCUUCUCCCUGCUGUGGCAUCCUAGGGCUGUAUCUUGUCACGGAACACUUACUUGGGCUGGAUCCAGAUGAGGACGACAGGUGCUUUGGGCUGUGUCUGCACGCCACUGUGUCCUGUUUCAGGCUUCCUUGGCCCAGCGCCUGUCUCUUCACAAGGCCCACAGGCUCUCUUCCUGUUCUGAACACUGCUUUAGAAACUAAGUUCUCAGUGGGCAGAAGUAGCUGGGGUUGUAUCCUUGUUCAGUAGCCCAGAGUGAGGUGACUGAGCCUACUGAGGCAAACUCACCAUUGGGUGUGUGCUGCGUUGGGGCGUGACCUACGCAGAUGCUGGUCAGGUUCCUGAAUUCCACAUCUUUUCUUUGGUUGAAUAGUGUUCCCCAUCAGACCAUCCCCAUGGUCUAAAAAAUGUUAAGCUGGUUCCUUGCAUCCCAUGUUGACCGAGUGCUUGGUGGGGCAUGGGGGUAGGGUGCUGACCCCACAGGCUGGGCUCUGCUGUCUAGUGGGGUAGAAAGAUAUGCCACAAGUCACCCCACAGGCUCUUCAUCCCAGCUGAGGAAGCCUGCUUGCUCCUCCCGGGGUGGCCCUUGCCCACUGGGUCCUGUUUGCUAGUCUCCAUCAGGGGAUUUUGUAUGUCAGGGUGUGUCUGCCUGGAGGAGAUGAGGUAGGUGGGAAUGGGGGCAGCCUGUGUCUUCAGGAUGGGGUAUGAGAAGGAGCAAGGACUUAGAUGCCUUCUGUCAUUUCGAGGGCUAGAAAAGGUGGCUGGAGGUGGCUUUCUGCUGGGUCCACAGAAGCUGGCCCUCCGUGAGGUCAGCAGCACCUGGAGGCCCCGGGCCUGCCCAGAGGCCCGGAUGGGAUGGGAACAAGGGCAUGUUUGUCAGGGGGAGUGGUGAGGGAGGCAACAGCCCAGGGAGCCCGGCCAUCACUGCGGACUGAGGUCCCCAGCCCCAGGAGGCGUCACCGGGAAGUCCCGUGACCAGAGGGCUGGUACCCUCUUCCCGCAGCUCUCCCCCGGCUUCUCUGAGCCUGGCCCCUCCUCUUAAAGGGGCCCUGUGUACGGCGGCUGGGCCUGGCUGCCGCCCUGGGAGGGCAGAGUGCGGCUUCCAGCGGCCGGUGUCUCCUCCUGCCCCCGCCCCUGGGCGGUCUGAGUGGCUGGAGCCCGAGCCCCGCCCUCCUGCCCGCCCACCCGGAGGCUUCCGCCGAGCGAGAGAGCGAGCGAGCGGGGGCCUCCCAAGGAGUCGAGUCGGCUACCCGGCUGCCGGCCGGGCGGAAGCAGAGCGGACCUGACCACCUGCCAGUGGCCCUGGCCUGUAACCUACGCCCUGUGAGCCGCCGGACCGAACCAAGCCAGGGAAGCGGCCCACCAGCCACCAGGCGGCCUGGCAGAGGCAGAGCCCGUGGAGCAGUGACAGCGCAGGAGCGCCUCUGGCUGGGGGGAAGGGAGGAAGGAGGAGGAACAAAGGCGAGUGUGCCUGGCGCCGCCCUCCCUGCGCCGCCUACCAUGUGUCAGUCAGAGGCGCGGCGAGGACCUGAGCUCCGCGCAGCGAAAUGGUUGCACUUCCCCCAGCUGGCGCUGAGGCGGAGGCUGGGACAGUUGAGCUGCAUGUCCAGACCCACACUGAAACUGCGCUCCUGGCCCCUGACGGUCCUCUACUACCUCCUGCCCUUCGGUGCCCUCAGACCGCUCAGCCGGGUGGGAUGGAGGCCCGUGAGCAGGGUGGCCCUGUACAAGUCAGUGCCGACGCGCUUGCUGUCGCGGGCCUGGGGCCGCCUCAACCAGGUGGAGCUGCCGCACUGGCUGCGCAGGCCCGUCUACAGCCUGUACAUCUGGACCUUCGGGGUGAACAUGAAGGAGGCCGCCGUGGAGGACCUGCACCACUACCGCAACCUCAGCGAGUUCUUCCGGCGCAAGCUGAAGCCGCAGGCCCGGCCUGUGUGUGGCCUGCACAGCGUGAUCAGCCCGUCGGACGGGAAGAUCCUCAACUUUGGGCAGGUCAAGAACUGUGAAGUGGAGCAGGUCAAGGGGGUCACCUACUCACUGGAGUCAUUCCUGGGCCCGCGCACCUCCACGGAGGACCUGCCUUUCCCACCAGCCACCUCCUGUAGCUCCUUCAGGAGCCAGCUGGUCACCCGGGAAGGGAACGAGCUGUACCACUGCGUCAUCUACCUGGCUCCCGGGGAUUACCACUGCUUCCACUCUCCUACUGACUGGACCGUUUCCCACCGGCGCCACUUCCCAGGCUCUCUGAUGUCUGUGAACCCUGGCAUGGCCCGCUGGAUCAAAGAGCUCUUCUGCCACAAUGAGCGAGUGGUCCUGACUGGGGACUGGAAACAUGGCUUCUUCUCGCUGACGGCCGUGGGGGCCACCAAUGUGGGCUCCAUCCGCAUCUACUUCGACAGGGACCUGCACACAAACAGCCCGAGGUACAGCAAGGGCUCCUACAACGACUUCAGCUUCGUGACACACGCCAACAAGGAGGGCAUCCCCAUGCGCAAGGGCGAGCACCUGGGCGAGUUCAACCUGGGCUCCACCAUCGUGCUCAUCUUUGAGGCCCCCAAGGACUUCAACUUCAAGCUGAAGGCGGGACAGAAAAUCCGAUUCGGGGAGGCUCUGGGCUCCCUCUAGAGCCUCCUUCCUGGCUGUGGCUGCUGAGGAAUCUUUUCCAAACAGAAAUGUGAGGGUCUUUUUGAGGGAAAUCUCUGCGGCUGUCCUGGGGAGGGGACUACCUUGGGGCCAUGGGGUCUGACAGUGGGUGACUUCUGUCUCUGCUGUCCCAAGUGCAGACGACAAAGUCAGAGCCCGUCCUGCCCUAGACCAACGACGUCCCUUCCCACCUUAGAGAGAAAGAAAGUGCAGGCUGGGAUGAUUUUAGAUUCCCUUUUGGAGAUUUUUUAACGUACUGUAUAAACAUCUCCUGGCUGAGUGUUCAGUUGGUCUUGAUUUCCAUUUUAAGACGAUAAGUGAUAAAUGUACCUUUUUGCUGCUCGUCCCAUCACUGCUUUUUGGCCUUCUCCCUCUGCCUCCCCUGCACUGGGUGAGGUGCCUCCGGCACUGACUGGGUCUGCGCUGCCCCCUCAGAGCAGGGCCAUGCGGCCUUCAAUGUGACAGCUUUCUGUCCCAAGUUUGCCCCACCCUGCUCGUUGGGAAAACUGUCUUUCCUCUUUGCACUUGUGGCUAAAUGCAUCACCCCUGGCUCUGCCAGCAUCUUCUGCGGAUGGUGACAAUGGCAUGGCACUUUGCAGGCCCCAGUGAAUGACCUUCCAGAGCUGGCAAGUCAAGUCCGCUUCCUAGGGGGCAAGACCAAUUGCUGCACCCACCUGAAUGGUGUCCAAAAAGUGAAUGGGGCCGGGGAGAGCUUGUGUCCCCUCCCACGUCCAGACGCACAGAGACUACGGGAAAGUUGCUGCUAUUGAUUCAGGAGCUUGCGGUGGAAGCAGAGGAGCCUUGGUGUGUUUGGGGGAAGGGGUCAGU